Messenger RNA from Misgurnus anguillicaudatus (oriental weatherfish), 3479 nucleotides. Lineage: Eukaryota; Metazoa; Chordata; Actinopteri; Cypriniformes; Cobitidae. The record is from RefSeq and is a predicted model, not a curated record.
AUUCGCUCUUUCUGUCAGUCCAUCACUCCUGUAAGGAGGGGGUCCAAGUAACGGGGACAGAUUUUGCAGAUACAGAGAACAAUAGUAACGAUCACUGUAAAGCCCGGAUAGAGCCGUUUAACAAAGCUUUUCUUACUCCCGAAGUUCCUUCCCUCCUGCCAGGAUGGAGGACGCUUAUGCCAAGAACACGGCCGAAUGUCUGGCCUACUUUGGGGUUAAUGAGACCACUGGCCUUACCCCUGAUCAAUUCAAGAGGAACCUGACCAAGUACGGCUAUAAUGAGCUGCCAGCUGAAGAGGGAAAGACCAUCUGGGAGCUGGUUGUGGAGCAGUUUGAGGAUCUGUUGGUCAGAAUUUUGCUGCUUGCUGCCUGCAUCUCUUUUGUGCUGGCUUGGUUUGAAGAGGGUGAGGAAACAGUCACUGCCUUCGUUGAGCCUUUUGUCAUCUUGCUCAUUCUUAUUGCCAAUGCUGUCGUCGGUGUCUGGCAGACACGUAAUGCAGAGAGCGCCAUUGAGGCACUGAAGGAGUAUGAGCCCGAGAUGGGCAAGGUCUACCGUUCUGACAGAAAGAGCGUCCAGAUGAUCAAGGCCAGAGAGAUUGUCCCCGGUGACAUUGUAGAGGUUUCUGUUGGUGAUAAAGUCCCCGCUGACAUCAGGAUUACUGCAAUCCGUUCCACCACCCUUCGUGUUGACCAGUCUAUCCUGACCGGCGAGUCCGUCAGUGUCAUCAAGCACACCGACCCUGUCCCCGACCUUAGAGCUGUCAACCAGGACAAGAAGAACAUGCUCUUCUCUGGCACAAACAUUGCUUCUGGCAAAGCUAUUGGCGUUGCUGUUGCUACCGGCGUGUCUACUGAGAUCGGCAAGAUCCGUGACCAGAUGGCUGCCACCGAGCAGGAGAAGACCCCACUGCAGCAGAAACUGGAUGAAUUCGGUGAACAGCUCUCUAAGGUUAUCACUCUGAUCUGCAUUGCUGUCUGGAUGAUCAACAUUGGCCACUUCAACGACCCUGUCCAUGGUGGAUCCUGGAUCCGUGGUGCCGUUUAUUACUUUAAGAUUGCCGUCGCCCUGGCUGUGGCUGCCAUCCCAGAAGGUUUGCCUGCUGUCAUCACUACCUGCCUGGCUCUUGGUACUAGACGUAUGGCCAAGAAAAACGCCAUUGUCCGUUCUCUGCCCUCUGUGGAGACCCUGGGCUGCACCUCCGUCAUCUGCUCUGAUAAGACUGGCACUCUGACCACCAACCAGAUGUGUGUGACCAAAAUGUUCAUCAUUGACAAAGUUGAGGGUGAUCAUGUUGAACUUGACUGCUUUGAUAUCUCUGGCUCCAAGUACACCCCUGAGGGUGAGGUAUCAAAGUUGGGUGCUCGUGUUGAUUGCAGUCAGUAUGACGGUUUGGUUGAGUUGUCCACCAUCUGUGCCCUGUGCAACGAUUCCUCCCUUGACUACAACGAGUCCAAGAAGAUCUAUGAGAAAGUUGGCGAGGCCACUGAGACUGCUCUGUGCUGCUUAGUUGAAAAGAUGAAUGUGUUCAAGAGCAAUGUCAACAAUCUGUCCAAGGUCGAGAGAGCCAAUGCCUGCUGCAGUGUUAUUAAGCAACUAAUGAAGAAGAACUUCACUCUGGAGUUCUCCCGUGACAGGAAAUCUAUGUCUGUGUAUUGUACCCCUACCAAAGGUGAUGCAGGCUGCAAAAUGUUUGUUAAGGGAGCUCCUGAGGGUGUGAUUGACAGGUGUACAUAUGUGCGUGUUGGCUCUACUCGCGUGCCCUUGACUGAUGUUGUAAAGGAUAAGAUUAUGGCCAUUAUCAAGGAGUGGGGUACCGGCCGUGAUACCCUGCGUUGUUUGGCCCUCGCCACACGUGAUUAUCCCUUGAAGGUUGAGGAAAUGAAACUUGAUGACUCUACUAAAUUUGCUGAAUAUGAGACUGACUUGACCUUUGUUGGCUGUGUUGGUAUGCUGGACCCUCCCCGUAAAGAAGUUACUAGUUCUAUUGAACUCUGCAGGGCUGCUGGCAUUCGUGUUAUCAUGAUCACUGGUGACAAUAAGGGUACAGCUGUUGCUAUCUGCCGUCGCAUUGGCAUCUUUGCCGAGGAUGAGGAUGUGACAGGCAGGGCUUUCACUGGCCGUGAGUUUGAUGACCUGCCCCGCUCUGAGCAGGGUGAUGCUGUCCGCAGAGCCUGUUGUUUUGCUCGUGUUGAACCUUCCCACAAGUCUAAGAUUGUUGAGUUCCUGCAGGGCUUUGAUGAGAUUACCGCUAUGACUGGUGAUGGUGUCAACGAUGCCCCUGCCUUGAAAAAGGCAGAGAUUGGCAUUGCCAUGGGCUCUGGCACUGCCGUUGCCAAGUCAGCCUCUGAGAUGGUCCUGGCCGACGACAACUUCUCUUCCAUUGUAGCCGCUGUUGAGGAAGGCAGAGCUAUUUACAACAACAUGAAGCAGUUCAUCCGAUAUCUGAUUUCUUCAAACGUUGGAGAGGUCGUCUGUAUUUUCUUGACUGCUGCUCUUGGUCUGCCUGAGGCUCUGAUCCCAGUGCAGCUGCUGUGGGUGAACUUGGUAACUGAUGGUCUGCCCGCUACCGCUUUGGGCUUCAACCCUCCAGAUCUUGAUAUCAUGGGCAAGCCACCUCGCUCUCCCAAAGAGUCUCUCAUCUCUGGCUGGCUGUUCUUCAGAUACAUGACCAUUGGAGGAUAUGUGGGUGCCGCCACCGUGGCUGCUGCCGGCUACUGGUUCCUGUAUGAUGAUGAGGGUCCUGGGGUCACCUACUACCAGCUGUCUCACUUCAUGCAGUGCCAUGAUGAAAAUGAGGACUUCGUUGGCAUUGAUUGUGAGGUGUUUGAGGCUGCUCCACCUAUGACCAUGGCUCUGUCUGUCUUGGUGACAAUCGAGAUGUGCAAUGCCCUGAACAGUUUGUCUGAGAAUCAAUCUCUGGUGCGCAUGCCUCCAUGGAGCAAUGGCUGGCUGGUGGCCGCCAUGACCCUUUCCAUGUCCCUCCACUUCAUGAUCAUCUAUGUGGACCCAUUGCCUAUGGUCUUCAAGUUGACUCACUUGAACGUUGAACAAUGGCUGGUGGUACUGAAGCUCUCUUUCCCAGUCAUCCUCAUUGAUGAGGUAUUGAAGUUUGUCGCCCGUAACUACGUGGACGUCUAAACCAGUGCCCCCCUCCCUCAGUUUCAAGUAUCAAAAGCAAGUUAUGGUACCGGUGUAGAGAUGAAAAGUGGGAGUGAACGAAACGGGAGAUGAUGGUGAGAAGAGGAAAGAAUGGAGGAAGACGAAAAAGGAAAGAGUGUUUAACAUCCAGAGAAACUUCCACGAGUCCGUUUACAACACAGAGAGGACAAAAUCAUCAGAAAAUGAUACAAAAAAUCAUAAAAAAUCAAAAAUACAAUGUUGUUGCAGAGAUUAAUAUAUAGGUCAACCCUUUCCAAAAUAGUGUUUGAUUUACGAAGUAUUGUAUUCUUAAAAUUACUAAUAAAUGUAUUAAAACACA